AUGUCUUCCGAGCCAAUUGUCAACGGUCUUUUCAAGCACGACAACACCCCUGCCCCCAAGGCUGGUCGUAUCCUUCCUCUCUUCUCUCUGAAGGGCCGCACUGCCAUCGUCUCCGGUGCUGGCGCCGGUAUUGGUCUGGCUGUCGCUCAUGCCCUCGCUGAGGCUGGCGCCAACGUUGCCAUCUGGUACAACAGCAACAAGAAGGCUCUUGACCGUGCCAAGGAGAUUGAGCAGACCUAUGGCGUGAAGGCUCGCGCCUACCAGGUCAACAUCACCUCCGCUGAGGCUGUCCAGCAAGCUGUCGACGAGAUCGUCAAGGAGUUCAACGGCCGUCUCGACAUCUUCAUCGCCAACUCUGGUAUCCCAUGGACUCAGGGUGCUAUCAUCGACGGUGAGAUUGACCACUACCGCAAGGUCGUCACCACCGACCUUGACGGUACCUUCUACUGCGCCCGUGCUGCUGCCAAGCACUGGAAGCGUCAGGCCGCUGAGGGCACCGACCUCAACGGCAAGAAGCUCGAGAACUACACCACCGGUAGCUUCGUCGCCACCGCUUCCAUGAGCGGUCACAUUGUCAACAUUCCUCAGCUCCAGGCUGCCUACAACGCCGCCAAGGCUGGUGUCAUCCACCUCGUCCACUCUCUUGCCGUCGAGUGGGUUCAGUACGCUCGUGCCAACUCCAUCUCCCCUGGCUACAUCGCCACUGAGAUCUCCGACUUCGUUCCCCAGGAGGUCAAGAACAUCUGGAAGGACAAGAUCCCCAUGGGCCGUGAGGGUCAGGCCCACGAGCUCACUGGUGCCUACCUCUACUUGGCCUCUGACGCCGCCUCGUACACCACUGGUGCCGACAUUGUCGUCGACGGUGGCUACGUUCUUCCUUAA
Molecule: messenger RNA, 882 nt
Organism: Xylona heveae TC161
Lineage: Eukaryota; Fungi; Ascomycota; Xylonomycetes; Xylonales; Xylonaceae
Product: reductase with broad range of substrate specificity
Exons: 3
Coding region: 1-882 (293 amino acids)
Cellular component (GO): intracellular anatomical structure
Molecular function (GO): oxidoreductase activity, acting on NAD(P)H, oxygen as acceptor
Source: RefSeq, a predicted model, not a curated record